AUUUAACUACCCCUGAUCUCUUUCCCUUCCCGUCUCCAUCGUUAAGCUUCCAGAAUUCCGUAUCUCACUACAAUUCCUUCCCAUGGCGGCGCGCCGGCAGGUAGUGGAGUUCGAGGACCACCUCCCUCUGAUGGCGGAGAAGCUGGGCGAGGAGGGGCUCAUGGAGGAGCUCUGCAACGGCUUCCGCCUCCUCAUGGACCCCGCCCGAGGCCUCAUCACCUUCGACAGUCUCAAGCGCAACGCCGCGCUGCUCGGACUCUCCGCCCUUGCGGACGACGACCUCCGCGCCAUGCUCCGCGAGGGCGACGGCGACGGCGACGGCGCCCUUAACCAGUUGGAGUUCUGCGUCCUCAUGCUCCGCCUCAGCCCCCAAAUAAUGGACGCCCCCCGACGCUGGCUGGACGACGCCUUCCGGCGAACCUUCGGCUCCCCCGCCGGAUUCAUGAGCUAGUAAUCGAGCUCAUCUGAAGAAAAAAAACUCUUUUUUUUCUCCUUUCCCCAAGGAUUCCAUCUUUUCCAGGAACUUUCAUGUUCAUAAUGUAAUUGAAAUUGAGCUCUCGCCAGUAAAGAAGAUCUGUUUUUUCUCCUC
Messenger RNA from Zingiber officinale, 589 nucleotides. RefSeq names its product calcium-binding protein KRP1-like. Gene Ontology annotation, molecular function: calcium ion binding. The coding region runs from base 83 to 451 and encodes 122 amino acids. The transcript has a single exon. The record is from RefSeq and is a predicted model, not a curated record. Lineage: Eukaryota; Viridiplantae; Streptophyta; Magnoliopsida; Zingiberales; Zingiberaceae.